Oncorhynchus keta (chum salmon) is the source of this 6284-nucleotide messenger RNA. RefSeq names its product gap junction alpha-5 protein-like. The transcript is spliced from 2 exons. NCBI's taxonomy places the organism in Eukaryota, Metazoa, Chordata, Actinopteri, Salmoniformes, Salmonidae. Bases 487 to 1647 code for a protein of 386 amino acids. The record is from RefSeq and is a predicted model, not a curated record. Gene Ontology annotation, cellular component: connexin complex. Gene Ontology annotation, biological process: cell communication.
GGGACGGCACAGAGCUCCGGCACUACUCCACUCUACUCUACAAAGAUCCUACUCCACUCUACUCUACAAAGAUCCUACUCCACUCUACAGAAAUCAUAUUCUUCUCUGAUCUACCCAGCUCCUGUUGAUUAUAUCUGACGGUGUGUCUGCAAGAGGUACGGCUCAGGAUCACUGGUCUCCACCAACCUCUGUCCUCCGACCCAGCCCAUCUCCACUCAUCCCACCAGGUCAUCACUCCUCUACGGCCCGGUCCCAUCUCCAAUCAUCCCACCAGGUCACCACACCUCUACGGCCCGGUCCCAUCUCCAAUCAUCCCACCAGGUCACCACACCUCUACGACCCGGUCCAAUCCACCCUCCACCAUUCCAUCAGUCUCUGAGGUGAAGACCCUUAUGCGAAGCAGCUAGGACCCUCUUCCUCAGUACUGACAGCCAUCACCAUCUGUAGCACAAAAAGGUGUGUGCCAGUGACCAGUGAGCAGUAGUGAUGGGGGACUGGAGUCUCCUAGGGAACUUCCUGGAGGAGGUUCAGGAACAUUCCACGUCAGUGGGGAAGGUGUGGCUCACCGUCCUCUUCAUCUUCAGGAUCCUGGUCCUGGGCACGGCCGCAGAGUCCUCCUGGGGAGACGAGCAGAGUGACUUCCUGUGCGACACCCAGCAGCCCGGUUGUACCAACGUCUGUUAUGACCAGGCAUUUCCUAUUGCACACAUCCGCUACUGGGUCCUACAGAUCAUCUUCGUAUCCACGCCAUCACUGAUCUACAUGGGCCACGCCAUGCACAUCGUGCGGAGGGAUGAGAAACGAAGGAGGAGGGAGCAGGAGAAGAGGGAGGAGAUGGAGGAGAGAGGAGAGGGGGGGUGCGUAUCAGGGGAGAAGGCAUACCUCCAGCAGAGGGAUUGUGGGAAGGUGCUGGAGGCGUCAGGGCAGGUUCGACUGCGGGGAGCGCUGUUAUCUACAUACAUUCUGAGCAUUCUGAUCCGCACAGUGAUGGAGGUGACCUUCAUCGUGGUCCAAUACAUGAUCUAUGGAGUCUUCCUCAGGGCUCUGUAUCAUUGCAAGGCCUGGCCCUGUCCCAACCCAGUCAACUGCUACAUGUCCAGGCCCACAGAGAAGAACGUGUUCAUCGUCUUCAUGCUGGUGGUGUCUGGUGUCUCCCUGCUCCUCUCUGUAGUUGAGCUCUACCACCUGGCCUACAGGCGUAUCAGGAAGUGCAAGCGUACCCACGCCGCCCUCAAGAACCGCACUCAUAACGCUGUGGCCAUUGCCGUUACCAGGGACCCGGACACCCCGCCCCAUCACAACUCCCCGGGCUGCACCCCUCCCCCUGACUUCAGCCAGUGCCUGGCAUCGUCGGAUACGAUGAACCCUAUGAACCCCAUGACCACCAUGCCUUCUCACCCCUUCAACAACAGGAUGGCACACCAGCAGAACUCCGUCAACAUGGCCACCGAGCGCCAUCAUUCCCAUGACGACCUGGAAGGGGAGGGAGGAUUCCUGAGAAUGAGCUAUACCCAGAUGCCAGGGGAGAUGCCCAACGGGUGCUCCGCGCCAACCCUGCUGCACGCCAGCUACCUGAAAGACAAACGCCGCUUCAGCAAGACCAGCGGUACCAGCAGCCGGGUCCGACCAGAUGACUUGGCCGUGUAGAACUAGACAGACAAAGAACGAGAGAGGGGCUGAGAAAGAGAGGAGGGAGCAGACAGGACUUUCAGACACAACAGGAGAGAGGCCCUGCCUAGAGGAGAUUGGAGCAGGCUGGGUCUAUAGACCCAGAGACUGAACUGGAGCAGGUACUCUACCGGUCAAAAGUUUUAGAACACCUACUAAUUCAAGGGUUUCUCUUUAUUUUCUACAUUAUAGUAUAAUAGUGAAGCAUUCAAAACUAUGGAAUAACACAUAUGGAAUCAUGUAGUAACCAAAAAAGUGUUAAACAAAUCCAAAUAUAUUUUAUAUUUGAGAUUAUUCAAAUAGCCACCAUUUACCUUGAUGACAGCUUUGCACACUCUUGGCAUUCUCUCAACCAGCUUCACCUGGAAUGCUUUUCCAACAAUCUUGAAGGAGUUCCCACAUAUGCUGAGCACUUGUUGGCUGCGUUUCCUUAACUCUGCCGUCCUACUCAUCCCAAACCAUUUCAAUUUGGUUGAGGUCGGGGGAUUGUGGAGGCCAGGUGAUCUGAUGCAGCACUCCAUCACUUUCCUUCUUGGCAAUUGGGUCAUUGUCCUGUUGAAAAACAAAUGAUAGUCCCACGAAGCCCAAACCAGAUGGGAUGGCAUAUGCCUUGAGAAUUCAAGUGUGCCUUUAGAAUUCAAGUGUGCCUUGAAUUAUAAAUAAAUCACAGACAGUGUGACCAGCAAAGCACCGCCACACUAUAACACCUCCUCCAUGCUUCACGGUGGGAAAUACAAAUACGGAGAUCAUCCGUUCACCUAUUCUGCGUCUCGCAAAGACACAGUGGUUGGAACCAAAAUCUCCAAUUUGGACUCAUGACCAAAGUACAGAUUUCCACCCGUCUAAUGUCAAUUGCUUGUGUAUCUUGGCCCAAGCAAGUCUCUUCUUCUUAUCGGUGUCCUUUAGUAGUGGUUUCUUUGCAGCAAUUUGACCAUGAAGGCCUGAUUCACACAGUCUCCUCUCAACAGUUGUUGUUGAGAUAUGUCUGUUACUUGAACUCUGUGAAGCAUUUAUUUGGACUGCAAUUUCUGAGGCUGGUAACUCUAAUGAACGUAUCCUCUCCAGCACAGGUAACUCUGGGUCUUCCAUUUCCGUGGCGAUCCUCAUGAGAGAAACGACAGUUUCUUGAUGGUUUUUUUUUUGCGACUUUCAAAAUUCUUGAAAUGUUCCAUAUUGACUGACCUUCAUGUCCUAAAGUAAUGACGGACUGUCGUUUCUCUUUGCUUAUUUGAGCUGUUCUUGCCAUAAUAUGGACUUUGGUCUUUUCCAAAUAUGGAUAUCUUCUGUAUACCUCCCCUACCUUGUCACAACACAACUGAUUGGCUAUAACACACUAAGAAGGAAAAAACUCCACAAAUGUACUUUUAAGAGGGCACAUUUGUUAAUUGAAAUGCAUUCCAGGUGAGUAGCUCAUGAAGCUGGUUGAGAGAAUGCCAAGUCUGUGCAAAGCUGUUAUCAAGGCAAAGGGUAGCUAUUUGCAGAAUCUCAAAUAUUAUAUAUUUGGAUUUGUUUAACACUUUUUUGGUUACUACAUGAUUCCAUAUGUGCUAUUUCAUAGUAUUGAUGUCUUCACUAUUAUUCUACAAUGUAGAAAAUAGUAAAAAUAAAGAAAAACCAUUGAAUUAGUAGGUGUUCUAAAACUUUUGACCGGUAGUGUAAUACAGACUGGGGCUAAAGAUGGAUGUGUUGGCAAACUCCAAGUUGAUCCAUUCAGAAGGCACCAGGCUGGCCGUACAAACCCAGGAGCAGCAUCCCAAAAUGGGGGAAACUGUGGAGGAUUGUCUCGUGUACAGCUCCAAGAGCAUCACAGGAAGAGAGACCUUGGGGUGUGUAAGCUCACUGGGAGUGGGUUGAGUGGACCUUGAGAGCUUCCGCAUAUUGGACUGAGCUUUAAGAUUGUGACCGUUGGGAGAACUGAUGUUUUUUGUUAGAGCAAUAAGAGCCUGGCCAAGCUUGAAACAUGGACAUGAUAACUAUGAUCAAAUAUUGAUCUUGAUGCAAAAGAGAAAUACACCUUUUAAAUCACAAUUUGGGAAAAGCCUUGAAAUAACAGAUAAUUGCACAUUGUAUGUUUUGAUGUUUUAUAGAUCAGAUAAUUACAGUAGAUCUUUCUUUAAAGUCUAAGAAUAGUGUACAUUAAGCUUGCAUAUUCAGUGUGCCAAAAACUGUCCCACUGUAUACCCAGCUGCUGAUUAUAAUAAUACAAACAUGUACAUGCUUGCAAAUGGAACACACAGAGACGCGCACACGCCCACACACACACUGCUGUCAGAGGAAGAAAAAACCCUACAUUCUUGGGUCUGACCAAAGAGUGUUGUCCCCUGAUCCCUGCGAUCCAGUGACGGAGGCUAUCUGCAGCAGUUUGGAAAGUGAAAUUGGGACACAGAUCUCUGCAAUGCAAUCCAUUGUGCACUAUAUCAGCUUCAAAUAUAGCAGGAGCAACUGUUUUCUCUGUGUUUAAUCCUGAUUGCAGACACUGCAUUCGGAAAGUAUUCAGACCCCUUACAUUUUUUCCACAUUGUGUUACGUCUAAAAUUGAUUAAAUAGUUUUUUCCCCUCAUCAAUCUAUGCACAAUACCCCAUAAUGACAAAGCAAAAACAGGUUUUUCAAUGUUUUUGCAACCAUUUUAUUUAAUGAAAUAUUACAUUUCAGACCUUUUUAUUAUUCAGACCCUUUACUCAGUACUUUGUUGAAGCACCUUUGGAUGCGAUUACAGCUUCAAGUCUUCUUGGAUACGAUGCUAAAAGCUUGGCACACCUGUAUUUGGGGAGUUUCUCCUAUUCUUCUCUGCAGAUCCUCUCAAUCUCUGUCAGGUUGGAUGGGGAACAUCGCUGCACAGCUAUUUUCAGGACUCUUCAGAGCUGUUCGAUCGGGUUCAAGUCUGGGCUCUGGAUGGGCCACUCAAGGACAUUUAGAGACUUGUCCCGAAACCAAUCCUGUGUUAUCUUGGCUUUGUCUUUAGGGGCUUUGUCCUGUUGGAAGGAGAACCUUCACCUCAGCCUGAGGUUCUGAGCGCUCUGGAGCAGCUUUUUCUUCAAGGAUCUGUCUGUACUUUGUUCCGUUCAUCUAUCCCUCGACCCUGACUAGUCUCCCAGUCGUCCCUGUCGCUGAAAAACACCCCCACAGCAUGAUGUGGCCACCACCAUGCUUCACUGUAGUGAUGGUGCCAGGUUACCUCCAGUGACACUUCAGGCCAAAGAGAAUCUCAUGGUCUUAGAGUCUUUUAGGUGGCUUUUGGCAAACUCCAAUGUGAUUAUGGGGUAUUGUAUGUAGAUUGAUGAGGGAAAGAAAAUAUGUCAUCAAUUUUAGAAUAAGGCUGAAACGUAUCAAAAUGUGGAAAAAGUAAAGAGGUCUGAAUACUUUCCGAAUGCACCGUAAACAGUAACAUAGCACAAGCAUUGUCUUCCAGUCAGAAAUCAGAACAGGGGACAGCUGUGCAAAAAAAGAAAAGUGUUUUCUCCAUUCAACAGACUCCAAUCAUUACAGAGGGUUUUAUGCGCUCAGGUACAGAUAGUGAGGAACUAUGCAAAAGUAAUUAAGUGCCUAUGAAAAGUGAAUUCACAAAAGGAUCAAAGUCACAAACGUUCAGCUCCAUGUUAGAUUUGAGAAAAUGUCCUGAUGUGAAAGAACAGUGUGUUCAAAAGCCAUAUAUGAAAACAAAUCAUUUAGCUUGAAUCAAGGCAAGGCACAAGCUUGAAAAGUUGAUUGCCCUUCAGUAUAUCUGCAUGUUUCAGGUUUUUUUUUUACCCACGAGGUGGAGACAUUUCCCCCUGAGCCUUUAAAAUACAGUGUAAUUCCUUUCUUACAACAAAAUUACAGGUAUGUUCCAAAAUGUGUGGGGCCACCACGAGCCAGAACAGCUUCAAUGCACCUCAGCAUAGAUUCUACAAGUGUCUGGAACUCUGUUGGAGGGAUGCUACACCCUUCUUUCACAAGAAAUUCCAUGAUUUGGUGUUUUGUUGAUGGUGGUAGAAAACACUGUUUCUGGCACUGCUCCAGAAUCUCCCAUAAGUGUUCAAUUGGGUUGAGAUCUGGUGACGGCAUAGCCAUGGUAGCCAAAAUAAUUCCCUGCCCAGCAUUUUUAUACUUGACCAUAAGGAUGAUGGGAUGUUAAUUGCUUAAACUCAGGAACAACACCUGUGUGGAAACACCUGCUUUCAAUAUACUUUGUAUCAAUCAUUUACUUGUGUUUCCAUUAUUUUGUCAGUUAUCUAUACUUUAAUGUGACUGUGUGAAACAGUUGAUUGAUUGUCACAUUGGUAGCUAUCUAUCUCUUGGCAGUACAUGUAUUUUCAUAUUUGUUUAAAUGUGAUUUAUUUUUGUUUAAAUGUGAGGCUAGUCAGAAAAGAACAUGUCUCGGCCUGGAGGCUACUAAAGAAGGCAUAGCCACAACCUGUGAAGUUCUAAACUGAUUUUGCACUAGGCUUUUGGGGGUUUUGGAAUAUACAGCCCCCUUUAUAAUAUCAUGAAUCAUAUUUUAUUUUUCUAUAGAGUAGAGGAACCUCUUUUGGAAUGCCAACAGACUGGUUGCCGUUUCUCUGUGCACAUUUCAAUGUCAUGUUGUCAUUCUGUUCCUGUAAAGCCUGCAAUAAAAUAAAACGAAUCUGUCAAAUGA